AUGAGUUGGAAAACAGUCGAAGCUGGAAGCGAGACCCAACAUGCUUCCUCUUGGAUCUCUUUUGUCUUCUUCAUUCUUUCUCUGGUUGUCGGAACUAGUAGCCGAAGCGAUAAGAUUUCACUGAAAAACUCAAGAACCAUUCAAGUUCCAAACAGGAAAGGAAUAGCGUUAGCUGGUUGUAUCGAUCGAAUAGGGAUGCGUUGUGUUCAAAUGAACUUCAUGAGCAUCUCGAUAAUUUCUAAACUCUCGAUUCCGUUUAUUACUCAAGGAAAUAUCGUGGACAGUUGCCACCGGAGGUGCACCCUAAUGCCGCCGGUGAUGGUGGUUUGUGGCUCCUUCUCAUUGAAACCUUCAGGUGUUGGUCUAGAUUUAAAGCUGUGUUAUAUUCCCUAUCUUUUCCAUGUUGAUGCUGAGGUUAAAACCGGUGAAUCAGUUGAUGUAGUUGUUGAAGAAGGCUCUGUUUUGCCAUUUGUACAGGGUGUGAUUAGCUGAGAAGACUUUCCAACUUUACAACAAACAUCUUCCUACCAGUAAAUUAUCCCUUGGAUGAUUUUUGUUUUGCAUUUUUACUUUUGGAAGCCAUUUAGAUUUCUCUUAAAAAUGAUAUAGGAUAGUUUUUCCAUUGAGCCCAAAUAUCAAAUACUUAAGCAAUUGACAUAAUUUAUUAAAAGUUGGAAUGCAAUUGUUGAAAUUUUCACG
Lactuca saligna is the source of this 699-nucleotide messenger RNA. Lineage: Eukaryota; Viridiplantae; Streptophyta; Magnoliopsida; Asterales; Asteraceae. The record is from the annotation of a GenBank genome assembly.